Molecule: messenger RNA, 1415 nt
Organism: Pteronotus mesoamericanus
Lineage: Eukaryota; Metazoa; Chordata; Mammalia; Chiroptera; Mormoopidae
Product: serpin B6-like
Exons: 7
Coding region: 140-1276 (378 amino acids)
Cellular component (GO): cytoplasm
Molecular function (GO): serine-type endopeptidase inhibitor activity
Source: RefSeq, a predicted model, not a curated record
CCGCCCCCUGGCCCCAUCGUUAUUAGAGGCCCGGAGCGGCUCCAGUCCUCUCUGGUGCUGCUUCGCUCACUCCUGCGGCAUCGCAGACAAGAGAGUACGGGUCUGGUGCGGAACCCACUGGGAAGCAAGACUCAGCAUCAUGGAUACUCUGGCGGAAGCAAAUGGCACUUUUGCCUUGAACCUUUUGAGAAAGCUGGGUGAAGGCAACUCCAAAAAUGUGUUUUUCUCGCCCAUGAGCAUCUCCUCUGCCCUGGCCAUGGUCCUCCUGGGGGCAAAGGGAAACACGGCUGCCCAGAUGGUCCAGGCACUUUGUUUAAGUAAAAGUGGAGGCGAAGGUGAAGAUGUCCACCAGGGUUUCCAGUCACUUCUCACUGAGGUUAACAGGACUGGCACGCAGUACUUGCUUAGAACUGCCAACAGGCUCUUUGGAGAAAAGUCUUAUGUUUUCAACUCAUCUUACAAAGAUUCCUGCCACAAAUUCUACCAAGCAGAGAUGGAAGAGGUCGACUUCUUCAAAGCUACAGAGGAGGCCAGGAAACACAUAAACUCCUGGGUAGCAAAGAAGACAGAAGGUAAAAUUUCAGAGUUGCUGUCCCGAAAUUCAGUUAAUCCGGCUACUUGUCUGGUUCUCGUGAAUGCCAUCUACUUCAAAGGAAACUGGGACACUCAGUUUAACAAAGAGCACACCAAGGAAAGAUCAUUUAAAAUCAGCAAGAAUGAGGAGAAGCCUGUGCAAAUGAUGUUUAAGAAAUCUACGUUUAAUAUGACCUACAUAGGAGAAAUAUUCACCAAAAUUCUGGUGCUGCCUUAUGUUGGCAAAGAGCUGAAUAUGAUCAUCAUGCUUCCUGAUGAAAAUGUCGAUCUGGAAACGGUGGAAAAAAAUCUUACUUAUGAGAAAUUCAUAGAGUGGACCAGGCCAGAUAUGAUGGACGAAGAAGAGGUCGAAGUGUUCCUGCCCAGAUUUAAACUGGAGGAGAAUUACGACAUGGAGGAUGUGCUUCGCUCUCUGGGCAUGACUGAUGCCUUUGAGCAGGCCAGCGCAGACUUUUCUGGGAUGUCGUCCGCGAGAGACCUGUUUCUGUCCAAGGUCAUGCACAAGUCCUUUGUCGAGGUGAACGAGGAAGGCACGGAGGCUGCGGCCGCCACUGCCGCCAUCAUGAUGCUUCGCUGUGCAAGAAUCACCCCCAGGUUCUGUGCUGACCACCCCUUCCUUUUCUUUAUUCAGCACAGCAAAACCAACAGUAUUCUGUUCUGUGGCCGGUUCUCCUCCCCUUAAGGAAAUGGUCAGCACUGCCUGUAGCGUUUCUUCCGUCAUCUUACUGCCCCAAUUUUCCUUUGACACUUUACAAUGUGCCUGAACCCAAAGUGACCUUAGAUACUUUGAUGACAGUCCAAAAAUAAAGGGCUUAAUUUUG